Molecule: messenger RNA, 816 nt
Organism: Nilaparvata lugens (brown planthopper)
Lineage: Eukaryota; Metazoa; Arthropoda; Insecta; Hemiptera; Delphacidae
Product: NACHT and WD repeat domain-containing protein 2-like
Exons: 5
Coding region: 1-816 (271 amino acids)
Source: RefSeq, a predicted model, not a curated record
AUGUACGUUUUGGACAAAGACUUUGAAGAAUUGACAGAGAGAGAAGUGAUAAACGGAGUUCUGAAUGUGAAGAACACGAAGAACCAUUGCCUGGCCUAUGUGCGCUACAUAAACAACAUCAAUCUCCAGAAUCUGAAGAAGGCAUCGCUGUUUCUGGACAUAAUGAAUCGAAGCGUGGACAUUGAGGCCUCCCGACUGCUCGCCAAUUUGAGAGAUGAAAGACUGACUGCCAAGAUAGAAGCGAGCAACUAUCAAAGGUACACGAUAGAAUGGAUCGGGCGUGAAGGCUUGGACCCAGAGACACACGAAGAGUAUUUGCAGCAUUUUAUCACACAUUUUUACAAGAAUAUAGUGAAACUGGUGGACCGCGCCAUGAGAAAGGAGGACUCUUCGCCACAGGGACAAAUCGUCACUGAAAUCCUGCAGCAUCUGCAUGCUUGCAACAAUUCUGUCAAGGUAUUCUACGGCAGAGAAGAGGAACUGAUCCGCAUCGAGCAGUACAUGAAAGGGUUGUCAGACAACCCCUGGUGUUGUUACGGUGAGGGAGGUUGUGGCAAGACAUCCCUGCUGGCAAUGUCGGCCGCCUCAGUUCGCCAAGUGGUUCGCGGGGGCCAACCCAAUCUGCAUCAUCAGAUUCUGGGCACCACACCUGACAGCUCGGCCCUCACGCCCACCCUCAUAUCCAUCUGUCAACAGUUCGAACUGCAGUUCUUGACUGCAGUCAGAACUGUGAACGGUGGACUGUGGACUGUUGAAAAAUGUUCACGUCAGUACGGACUGCAGUCGCGGACCGCAGGCCGUUCGGUGGCGUCGUAG